Messenger RNA from Halichondria panicea, 2210 nucleotides. RefSeq names its product minichromosome maintenance domain-containing protein 2-like. The record is from RefSeq and is a predicted model, not a curated record. Bases 84 to 2006 code for a protein of 640 amino acids. Gene Ontology annotation, molecular function: single-stranded DNA helicase activity; ATP binding; DNA binding. The transcript is spliced from 18 exons. Gene Ontology annotation, biological process: double-strand break repair via break-induced replication. Lineage: Eukaryota; Metazoa; Porifera; Demospongiae; Suberitida; Halichondriidae.
AUCUGCAAGAUAGCUGCUUAGCAGCUAUGCAACCAUAUCCACAGCAUGCACAGCUAUCUAGCUAGCUGGCCAAUAUCAAUGCAAUGGAGAAGGUGGUCUUACAGUGGCUGUAUCAGUGCAGAGCAGUGACUGACAUUGUGAGGCAGUGUGAAAUACUAAAGGACACAGACAAGUGUAUCUGCAAGCUGGUGGUCCACUUUGAUGCAUGUGAGCUGCUGCAAUACAAUGCUGAACUAGGGGACGCUCUGCUGCACAGUCCCGGGACCAUCUGGCCACUAUUCAUAGAGGUGGUGUAUGCACUUGUCUCGGUGCUACACCCACUGCCAUUCCUCACAUCAUCGUCACAACUACUGCUACUCAUGAGACUGCACACUCUACCCACUCUGAGACUGUACAGGAUUGAUCAUGUGAGUGACCUCUCUCCCUUGAGGACAGAGCCAAGGUUCUACAGUUUUGUUGGAGUGGUCACUGCCCUGUCUGUUAAAGAGACAUUCACUGAGGCUGCCUGUUUCCGCUGUCAGAGAGACAGUUGCCCUGAGAAUCAGCGCUACAUUCGACUGCACACAGCCGGUGCAACUGAGGCCAUGACCAUGGCAGAGAGUGGCUGUCACCUCUGUGGACACAAGCUCACUGAAGAGCUAUCACAGAGGGUACUCACUGACAAGGUGUACAUGACUCUGGUCCCCCGCCGUGCACUGAGCAUGUGCAGUAGAGCGUGUGAGCGUUAUCAAGGCCUCCAGUUUGUAUUGCGGAGUGACCUCUGUGACCUUGUGAGAGUGGGGUGCGAGUGUGAGGUGAUUGGAGUACCCACACACAGUCUGGGGGGAAGUGACCAACACUCUGCUGUGAGGACACAAGUGGAGGUGAACAAUGUUCUCCCAGUACUGUUUCCACUACCCACCAUCACCCUCUCUACUCCACUCACAGAUCUCCUGCAAGGUGCUCAGUCUCCGUGGACUCUGUCAUCUCUCCUAGCCUACAGCUUUGCAGGUCACCUCUGCCCCGCUGGCUCCUACCAUCGUCUAAAGAUGGCUAUCCUUCUCUCUCUGGCUAGUUUGGGCACUUCUGACAAGACAAGGGCACUGCACUUGGUAGCCAUGGGAACGGAUACUCCUCUGUUGACUGAGCUGUUGCGUUAUGGUGGCUCUCUGUCUAAACGAUCAACUGUCCACUCCACAACCUUUGACCUCUAUGGAGGAGCUCGCAAAGAAGGAUCCAAUAUCUUCAUAGAUGGUGGAGCCUUGUCGCUGGCUGGGGGCGGUGUGUGUCUGGUGGGUAGUCUGGGAGCAAUGAAGAGAGACCUUAAAGACAAACUGGAGAGAAGUUUGGAGAGUGGUUACGUUGAAGUGAGUGUGCCCAAGAGACUCGGAGUGUCCGAGUUACAAGCCAUCUCCCUGCCCUUCAGCUGUGCCCUCUGGGGGAUCACCAGACACACUGAGGCAAGCACAAUAAGCAAGUCAUUGUUUGAUCGCCUUGGUCUAGUGUUAUCAUGUGACCCCACCCCUUGUUACGAGGACAGCCUCUCUGCUACCAUCACCAGACACGUACUCGACACAGCUAUGGGAUACACUGCCCUACCACUCUUAUCAUCCGACAUCAUCACCGAGCUGGUUUCCAGGGCGACCACAAUGGAGCCGAUGCUAGAGGAGAGUGCAGAGUCCCUUCUCGAGAGUUUCUAUGUUGGCAGUCGGAGAGUUCGAGGGUCAGAUAUGCCCAACACAGCACUGGAUACUAUGAAGGCUAUGGCACUGUCCCAUGCUAAGCUGAGACUUAGAAAAACGGCUACACAAGACGAUGCUCUGUUGGCUGUACUGUUUUAUGAGGAGUGCUUGGUGGGCCGUUUCGGUUACUCUGUGUUGAACGUGAGCCCCUCCCCUCACCUGAUGGACUCUGGGGACAGUGGCUCCAUUGGGGCAGAGUUUGCUGGCUUCAUGCGUGGACUACUGAAGAGAGUUGUGGAGUUUUGCAAGUGCUCUAACCCAACCGCCCUGCUAAGAGAAGAAUGAAUGUCUAUCACUCUAUUUCAUCAAAUCAAUCAUUAUUACUAGUGUAAUACCGUGUCCUUGUUAACAUGCAGUCAAUCCAUCCAUCUAUACAUGUAUUGAUCAUCCAUCAGCUAGAUUUUUUAAUCAUGUUUUCAUUGAUGCGUUUUUAAGUACUGUCAUCUCAUUUGACUUUGAGUGCCCAUAAUUAUACUGAAGCCAAUUUUA